Molecule: messenger RNA, 1494 nt
Organism: Trypanosoma grayi
Lineage: Eukaryota; Euglenozoa; Kinetoplastea; Trypanosomatida; Trypanosomatidae
Exons: 1
Coding region: 1-1494 (497 amino acids)
Source: RefSeq, a predicted model, not a curated record
AUGAUGGCGACAGUGCGCCGCGUUGUGUGUGUGUUGGCCGCUGCUCUGUGCUGCACGGCCUUGUGCGUGACGGCUUCUGCGGCACUCUCUGCGCAGCCGACAGGUACUGGCACUCUUUUGACGACAGAGUCUCUGCAGGUGGAACCACGCUCCCAAGAAACUCCUUUGGUGAGCGAGCCACCUGAAUCGCCGGAUGAACUUGCUGCGAAGAAGGUGCUGCAGGCCAUGGCGGGGGAGGCGGAAAAAGUUCUCCGCGUGGUCCACGACGUAUUGGAGGCUGCUGUGGUGAAGGUGGUUUUGCCGUCGCUGGAAACGUCGUUCACCGCGCUGACGGACCUGAGCGCGUCUCUGCCGCCGGGUGAAGGAUCGAAGAUUAAGGCACCGGUGGAAGCCAAGAAUCCUCCAACAGUGGCGAGCGUCAGGGAGGCAAAGGUCGAGAUUGGUAAGGCAGCGCUCAAGGCUGCGGAAGCAAAUUCAAGCUUCAGUGCGCUGGGGGAUAAGGCGGAGAAAGCAGUUGAAAACGCAAAGGCCGCGGCGCAAGUGUUCAUGGAUGCUCUGAAGAAAGACACUGGGAAGGGGGGCGCUGCUUUUGUCGCGGUGGCCGACGUUGUUAAGAAUCUGACGGAUUCGGGCGCUGUGGCGGUUGAAUGUCAGGAUGAGGCGAAAAAGAUCGCAAAGCUGGUGGAGAUCACCUCUCUUGCUCUGGACGCAGCAGCCAACGUAACGCAGAAGGCCUCGGCAUUUGCCAAAAAAGAACCGGCUGAACCCACAGAGGAAGACAACAAAGAACUCGAUGCGUUGCGAACUGAGUCCGCCAUGGCCUCAACCCUCGUGUAUGAUGCCCUCAAGGACAGCGUGGACGUCACUGUGUCCGCUGCACUUCUGCUGAACCGCACUCGCAAACUGCUCAACGUUAUGAAGACUGUGAAACUGAAUGAUAAAGGCAUCAAGACGCUGGCUGGUGCAUUUGACGCGAUCGGUACGGCGAAGGAGGCGGCUCUAAAGUUUCUGAAGGGUUCGGAAGUUGCGCUACCGGAAGUGGAGACGAAGUUGACUGAGGUCAUAGAGAAAAUCGAUGACAAACAACUCGCCGCUACUCUGACAAAGGCUCGUGAGCAUAUUGCUCCUGUUGAGGAUGCCGUUAAAUCAUUAUCUACGCAGCCAGAGAAGGCAGCUGAAAUCCCAGCGAAUGUGAAGAGUGAUAUCGGCACUGGUGUGGAGAAAGUGAACGACAGUUCUUCUAAUUCUGACGGUCUUGCCAAAUCAUCUACUCCAACGAUACAAGCUGCGGCCACGAAAGUUUCUGAAGCAUUGGAGAGUGAGACCUCUGCGGGCGAUGCGGUGACCAGAGUUUCCGAGUCUGUGGGCAAGGACAUCACUGCAGACACUACGGCUGCUGCUCAGCUGGUUGCAGGUAUUGAUGGCAGUGAGAUCCCCACGUGGGUGCGUGACCCACUGAUGCUACUGCUGCUGGCCUGUGUGGCCGUAUGGUAA